AUGCUCCCAAGCAGCUGGAAGCACGCCGGGGGUCCUACGGCGAGCUUUGCGACGAGGGAAGAAAUUGCUGACCUCGAACCGCCGGAGCCGCACGCGGGUUUCCCGGGUGAGAAUUUGUCGAGGUUAGGUUUCCCUCCCUCUUCUCACUCCGACUUUGUCGCAGGCGGGACGAUUUCGAAUGUGGUGAAUGCUUUUGAACACCGUCUCGGCCGCCGCCAGGCCGCUGGAGGCACGUCAGCACCUACUAGGCGACAAAUGCGAAGAGGGUGGGGCACCCUCGCUGACGGCGUCGAAUGCGAGAAGGAGGGUGACGACGUCGAGUGCGAGAAGGAGGGUGACGGCGUCUCGAGCGUAGCGGAUGACUUCUCGAAGAGAGCAAACCGCCGGAGGCGCACACCGACACGCUGGGCGAGAUAUGCGGCCGGGGUUUUGGUCGAGCCAGACCCGCCGAAGGCACGCGAGGAUGUAUUUCAUAAAGAAUACGACGACGAUCCCGAGCCGCCGGAGGCACGCGCGUGCUCCCUCGAUGGGGAGCGCGAAGAGGGUGAGCUACCCUCCUCCUCCCCCUCCCCCUUCUCCUCUCGCACCUCCCCCCCCCAUCUACCUCCUCUCCCUGCCCCUCUCCCCCUUCCUUCGGGGUCUUCUACCCUGAUCUCACGACGCGCACCCUCUACACGCGAUUCUCAAGCCUGGGAAACCGAGGAGGCGUGCGCGAUGUGGGCUGGGAUAGGGAUGUGGGGGGAGGGAACGCAUUCCCCUUCUCGAUCUGCCUGCUUUUCGGUGCUGACGAUUUUGCAGGUCGACUCUGAACGCGAAGCCGUACGCCUCAGCCGUGCGCUGAGGCAAUGUCCUUGUCAGCGGACCUUUGUCCUCGUCGGUGGUGCGCUUGCGCGUGGAGGAGGGAAGAGGGAUGUAGGUGGGGGUGGGGAGGCUGAGCGGGAAGGAAAAGGGGGCCGGGGCGGACUUGAGACGGCAGCAGCGCUGCUCAAGAAGACCGAGGACGAAGCGCAGGUGCUCGGCGUGGUGGAGAAGCAGGGGUAG
Messenger RNA from Schizophyllum commune H4-8, 1041 nucleotides. RefSeq lists its product as uncharacterized. The coding region runs from base 1 to 1041 and encodes 346 amino acids. The transcript has 6 exons. The record is from RefSeq and is a predicted model, not a curated record. NCBI's taxonomy places the organism in Eukaryota, Fungi, Basidiomycota, Agaricomycetes, Agaricales, Schizophyllaceae.